CGCAGGCUUAUUAGUGGCGGGAAAUAUCCACACUAACACUGCCGGGGAGUUUCUUCUCUUGGACUGUUGAAUUUUACACCGGCGAGAUAUUGUGGUUUGUUUAGUAUUCAGUUUAGUCACUUGUAGGUUUUUUGUUGCGGAUAUGCAUAAGUGAAAAACUUUGUAUUUUAGUAGAAACCCUGUAGUAUUUUACCUCUUCCUGUGAGCGCCAGAGUGGUAUUAUUUACCCGGUUAAAUUUGUGUAUAAGCUUCCCUUCUGUCUAGUUAAGUAGCCGCUCGAUAUACAGAGAUGAGUUUGUUCAAUCUCGAAAGGUUCCGUUAUCAGAAAGAGAAGACGGUGGAAAAUGUCUCGUCGUCGGUCAGUUCAUUCAAACCAGAGCAGCGCAGGCUGGUGAAUAAAAGUAGCUCUGAGAAAGAGAAUUACCCAGAGCGCCCAGUGAAACCGGAUGGCAGACGAGGAAGAGGAAAAAUGCCACGCCAUGCCCUGGAGGAUGUGUCCUCUGAUGAUGAGGCCUGUAAGAAGGGAAGGGUUCCUACAGUACAAUCAUCAGCCAGGAAUGCCACAGAGUGUGAAAAGCAGAAAAGUCUCGAGAUGGAAGAAAAACUGGCCAAGCUUCUGGAAAUGUUCCCUCAGAGGAACAGAAGUGAAUUGCUGGAGAAGUAUGAGAGGGAAAAUGGAAGGAGAGAUCCAUCUUGCCUGCUGAAAGACUUCCUGUGGCUCCAUUGUUUAGACUUUAGCCUGGACAUCAGUGGACAUGGUGUGUGCUGCUCUUGUACACAAACAAGUGAACAUGAUAUCCCUGAGCUGAUUGAGAGUACCAGCACGCUGGAGGGAGCUGUAGCAUGUUGUUUGGUGGCCUACAAAGAUAAAGAUUUAUCCAAGACAAAAGGUGGAGCAACACACAGUGAUGAUGAUGAGACGCAGCCAAAGAAGCGGCGGAAAACCGUGGAGCCAGAUUCUGAGCCAGGGUCUGAAGAGGAGAACCAUGAGCCAAGCAAAGAAAAGCAAGAUGCUUUGGUGCACAAACUGAAAAAGAAAUUUCCCAAAAUGGACAAAGUGGUACUGAGAGAAGUUCUGAGAGAGCAUGAGUGGGAUUUUGAAAAUGCCUUGGGAUCAUUGCUCAUGUUUUCAUCAGAAUCAGACUCUAACCCUAAAGAGAUCGAGAAGAUGUCAAAACCUUCAAGUAAUUCAAAACCAUCGAAGAGCAGGAAGGAGAGCAGUGAAGAUGGGAAGCAAAAGCCAAAUUCUUCAAGUAAUUCAAAACCAUCGAAGAGCAGGAACGAGAGCAGUGAAGAUGGGAAGCAAAAGCCAAAUUCUUCAAGUAAUUCAAAACCAUCGAAGAGCAGGCAAGAGAGCAGUGGAGAUGGGAAGCAAAAGCCAAAUUCAAGUCUGACAAGAUGGCUAUCAGCUGUAUCAAGUAAAUCUCCUUCAAGAAAACAGUCCCCCUCUAAUAAAUCAACCUCAAGAGGAAGCACGACAGUCGGUCAUAAGCCUGAGAGAGCAAAAGCCGAUAAGUUAAAGCCAGAACAAUACAAAGACUCUGAUGACUCAGAACUGGAUAGUGAGGCCGAGGAUGUUUCCGACGAAUUUGACUCUGACAGUGAAGACGAUAGCUUUGAUCCCAGGGUCCAGGAGCAGAUAUUGCAAUUUCUCCAGGAGGCAUCAUUGGAUGAACUGAGUUUGAUAUCUGGCUGCUCGUUGAAAAAAGCCCAGAAGAUUAUUUCACUGAGACCAUUCAACAGAUGGAAAGAUGUGAACGAGCAGUUCUAUAAGGAUAAUGGUUUGUCUAUGGAGUUGGUGCAUGGCUGUAGAAGUGUGCUGAAGAAAAGACAAGUACUGAAGCAGCUCAUGAACAAGUGCGAAAGCAUAGCCAGGAAGAUGACCAAAGACAUAACAAAGGUCAUUGAAAACGGCAUGGGCUCCAUGAAACAGCCCAUCACCCUCAACAGCAAGUUGAAAUUACAGCCAUAUCAGCUGAUAGGUUUGAAGUGGCUUAUCCUCUUACACCAGCACAAUCUCAGUGGGAUCUUGGCUGAUGAGAUGGGCUUAGGAAAAACAAUUCAGGCAAUUUCGUUUUUGGCUUACCUUCAUCAGAAAGGGAUUAAAGGCCCUCACCUCAUCACUGUACCCUCUUCCACAGUGGACAACUGGGUAAGGGAGCUAGAGCUGUGGUGUCCCAGCCUGAAAGUCAUCGUCUAUUAUGGCUCUGUAGAGGACCGUAAAUACCUCCGUCAUGAUAUUCUCAACAACCAAGUGGAAUUCAAUGUCAUAGUGUCUACAUAUAAUUUAACAAUAGGCAAUGAAAGUGACCGCAGCCUUUUCCGCAAGUUGAAGCUGCAGUGUGCUGUGUUUGAUGAGGGUCACAUGUUGAAGAACAUGAACUCACUACGCUACUGCCAUCUUAUGACCAUUAAUGCUGAACAGAGAUUGUUGCUCACUGGAACACCUUUACAAAACAACCUAUUGGAACUCAUAUCUCUGCUCAACUUUAUUAUGCCCUCCAUGUUCUCUAGCAGCACUUCACAGAUUUCCAAGAUGUUCUCUACGAAAUCAUCAGAAGAGGAAAGUAGUUUCCAUAAAGACCGAAUUGCCCAAGCCAAGCUCAUCAUGAAGCCCUUCAUCUUGAGACGAGUCAAGAGUGAGGUGCUGAAAGAACUACCACCCAAGGUGGAGAAGAUUGAAAUGUGUCCCAUGAGUGAUGCUCAGCAGCAACUCUAUGAUGGUCUCUUCAGUAGGCUCAAGAACACUGCUAAUGGAGAGAAGCAAGAGCUCAGUAAUGUGAUGAUGCAGCUAAGAAAGAUGGCCAAUCAUCCACUGUUGCACCGGCAGUACUAUACCACAGAGAAGCUUGCAGCCAUGAGCCGAGCCAUGCUGAAGGAACCAACACAUUUUGAUGCAGACCCUGCACUAAUUCAGGAAGACAUGGAGGUGAUGUCAGACUUUGAGCUGCAUAACCUUUGUAAGGAAUACAGCUCCAUCUCCAGGUUUCAGCUGGAAAAAAAUCUCCUUCUGGACUCUGGAAAAUUUUCCCUGCUUACAAAGUUAUUAGCCAAGCUCAAGGAGAAGGGUGACCGAGCAGUGCUCUUUAGCCAGUUCACCAUGGUUCUAGACAUUGUAGAGAUUUUGCUGAAACACCUUGGUCACCAGUAUGUUCGGCUGGAUGGCUCCACACCUAUGGCAGAAAGAAUUGGCCUCAUAGACAAAUACAACACAGACCCUGAAAUAUUUGUCUUCCUUCUGUCAACUCGUGCUGGUGGCCAAGGGAUCAACCUUGCCUCUGCUAAUGUAGUGAUCCUUCAUGAUAUUGACUGCAAUCCUUUCAAUGAUAAACAAGCAGAGGACCGCUGUCAUCGAAUGGGGCAGAGCAGGACUGUGCAGGUUAUAAAACUGAUUAGUAAAGAUUCCAUAGAGGCCUGCAUGCUUCGUUUAGGGCAGGAGAAACUCAAACUUGAACAAGACAUGACUACUGAUGAUGGUGAAGAAGGCUCCAUGUCAGAGGAUGUGGCUGAGCUGUUGAAGGUAUCACUGGGCCUUUGACCUAAAAGUGGUUAGUAUAGAUACACGCAACAUGGCUAAAUGACUAUUAUUCUUAUGAAUGUGCACUUGCUAGCCAUAGGUGGUAACAAGUAGGUCACUUCAUGUCUGACUGAAAAAAAAUACUCACUUCAUACUUCACUUAGUGUUUACUUGGGUACUGUUCAUCAUAUCCUCAUUUUGACUCGGGUUGAAAGUCUAGCACUGCCUAGGAGAAUCCAAUUUCAGGUUUAAGAUCGCAAUGCUUGUGCUAAUAGCUUAUUAGUUUCUUUUUUUUUUCUUUUUUUAAAAUACUAUUGUUGUAGUUGUCUGUGUUGUAUUAUAUAUUGUUGUAUAUGUUCCUGUCAAAUAAAGAUGUUUUUAUAGUCUA
Molecule: messenger RNA, 3905 nt
Organism: Ictalurus punctatus (channel catfish)
Lineage: Eukaryota; Metazoa; Chordata; Actinopteri; Siluriformes; Ictaluridae
Gene: smarcad1a
Product: SWI/SNF-related, matrix-associated actin-dependent regulator of chromatin, subfamily a, containing DEAD/H box 1 a
Exons: 24
Coding region: 290-3538 (1082 amino acids)
Cellular component (GO): nucleus
Molecular function (GO): DNA binding; ATP-dependent chromatin remodeler activity; chromatin binding
Source: RefSeq, a predicted model, not a curated record